CCGCCACGUGCCGCAUUGAUGGUCCCGGCAACCAUCCAGCGCGUAACCGAUUCCCUGUACAUUCGGCCGCGAUAACUAUCUCUUUCUCCCCUAUAAUUAAUCUCGCCGGAGUCCUCGCCGCGAACCCACCACCACUGCAAUCUCGCCCCGCCGCACGCACUCCACUAGCUACCAUCUUGAAUUCUUGAUUGCUCGGCCGGCACAGCUAUGUCGCGCGCCGUAGUUGUGGUGGUGGUGGUGGCCGUGCUGGCGCUGGCGUGCGGCGCGGCGUCGCAGUCGCCGGCGCCGGCGCCGGCGGCGGGGCCGGCGUCGGACUGCGGGUCGUCGAUCACGGCGCUGGCGGGGUGCCUGACGUACAUCACGCCGGGGAGCCCCGAGGCGAGGCCGGCCAAGGACUGCUGCGCCGGCGUGAAGAGCGCGCUGGGCAGCCCGGCCGCCGUCGCCUGCCUCUGCGGCGCGCUCGGCCAGGACUUCGGCAUCAAGAUCAACUACACCCGCGCCGCCGCCCUCCCCGCCGCCUGCGGCGGCGACUCCUCCGCCCUGAGCAAGUGCAACAAGAAAUUUCCCGGUGCCUCUCCUACUGGAGCACCCGCACCAUCUUCUUCCGGUUCUGGGUCAGGAUCAACACCGGCCACCGGCACGCCAUCUUCACCGAAGUCGGCGGCGGCCCAAUCUCCGGUCUCGGCGAUGCUCAUUGUAGCCACGGUUGCUGCACCUCUGCUUUCUUACUAUUACCUCUGAAGAUUUUUACCACAUAUGAUCUAGUUUCUGAAACGCUGUGAUUUGUAUGCGCAUUGCGCUGUGAUUUAUCAGUGACUCUUUUAGGGAGAGAUCUGCUAAUGUUGACUUCUAUAGCCGUGCCCGUGGUGCCAUUUCUCACUGUUUCCUGGAUUGCUAUUAGUUUGUACAAUAUUGGGAUGGUUCAUUCAGAAUAAAGUAGAAAAAUGAAGCAUGCAGGCUGUUGUUAUUC
Molecule: messenger RNA, 970 nt
Organism: Oryza sativa Japonica Group (Japanese rice)
Lineage: Eukaryota; Viridiplantae; Streptophyta; Magnoliopsida; Poales; Poaceae
Product: non-specific lipid transfer protein-like 1
Biological process (GO): lipid transport
Molecular function (GO): lipid binding
Source: RefSeq, a predicted model, not a curated record